Larimichthys crocea (large yellow croaker) is the source of this 4428-nucleotide messenger RNA. Its product is annotated as Glutaredoxin-1. Lineage: Eukaryota; Metazoa; Chordata; Actinopteri; Sciaenidae. The transcript has 11 exons. Gene Ontology annotation, biological process: cell redox homeostasis; intracellular signal transduction. The coding region runs from base 218 to 1693 and encodes 491 amino acids. Gene Ontology annotation, molecular function: electron transfer activity. The record is from RefSeq and is a predicted model, not a curated record.
GAGCGAGCAGCUAAUCUGAGCUAGCCUGCGCAGUGAGGAUGCGCAGCAGUCAGUGCAGCUGGAGAGUUUACCUGCAGACAAGCCGACCCUCAGCUGGCGUUACACCUCACACAUCCACCAGUAUGUUUUAAUCCGCUGGACUGAAGGGAACAGCCGUGCGAUUCAAAGAUCACACUCCCGAAACAAGCAAGGGAGUCGCUCGCUGAAAGUGCUGCAGAUGGAGUUUGAAAGCAGUUCUCCGGGCCGGGUAACUGUGUACUCCAUCCAGGGUUGUCCGCACUGUAUGCAGGCUAAGGCCACCCUGGGGCGUUUGGGAGUAACAGUAUGUGACGUGGAUAUAGGGAGGCAUCCACAGCUAAGACCCAAGGUGAAGGACCUGACAGGACGCAGCACGGUCCCUCAGAUCUUCUUCAACAACAUUCAUGUUGGGGGCAAUGAUGACCUACAGAAACUGGCUCCUGAGGAGCUUCAGAGGUUGGUGAAUCUGGUCAAGGAAGAACCUCUUUCAGCAGAUGCUCUACCACUACCAGAGGAGAACCAACCAGAGGACGCAGCUGGGGACACCGAUCAAGAGUUUAUGUGUGAGAGAGAUGAGUUGGCAGACCUGGUAGAGGACUUCAAACAUGCCAAUGUGAUUGGCAGUCAUAGGAGAGGACUGACAUUAUGCAAAAAGAGCUUCUCAGGUGAUCAGCUGGUUGACUGGCUGCAGAAAGAGAAGGGCAUGGCCAGGGCUGAGGCCUGUAAUACUGGCCAAGCAUUGUUGCAGAAGAAGUACAUGGUCAGUGUGCGCGGCGGUGGGCAACAGGAUGGCAGGUUUGGAGAAGGGAAAGCCACCAUGGACACACUGUACAGGCUGUUGGAGGAUGACCCUCAUUCAGCCCUCAACGCAGGACAGACAGCAUCAUGCGCUCUCAUCCAGGCUGCUGAGCUCUCUUUGCUUUUACGGGAGAUGAUUCUGAAAUUGUUCUCUGAUCAUCUGUCUGCUGAUGGCAAGUCUGUGGACUACAAAGGCAUGUCAGCGAACCCUGUGUUUGAGCGUUACGCUGAGCUGGCCAUUCAGCUGCAGAGGGUGGAGCUGCUUUCGCUGAGUCGAGAGGAGAAGCUGGCCUUCUUCAUUAACAUCUACAAUGCGUUGGUCAUCCAUGGGUACCUACGCCUGGGGGCUCCCACCAACAUGUGGCAAAGAUACAGAUUCUUUAACUAUGUGAGCUACCUGAUUGGAGGCGAAGUGUUCACAUUACAGGACAUUGAGAACGGUGUUCUCAGAGGGAACAGAAAAGGCGUCGCACAGCUCCUGAAGCCCUUUUCCAAAACAGACCCACGACUACAAGUGGCCCUUCCAGAUGCUGAGCCACUCAUUCACUUUGCCUUGAACUGUGGCGCAAAGGGCUGCCCACCAAUUAAAACAUACACUCCACAGGACAUUGACAGCCAGCUGCGCACAGCGGCUGAGGCCUUCCUGGAGAACGACGACGGCUGUAUGGUGGAUUCUGGGAAAAGAGAAGUGCGACUGAGUCAGAUAUUCAAGUGGUACAAAGCUGACUUUGGAGGCACUGAUGAGAAGCUGCUAAAGUGGGUGGUGGAGCACAUGGGCGACUCUCCCAAGAAGACCAGCCUGCAGGGUGUCCUUUCUGCUGGGAAGACCAAAGUCACCUUCCUCCCUUAUGACUGGAGCACCAACAGUACCCACUGAGCAUGCGCACACAAAUAUGUACACACACGUCUAGCCAGACGCUCUCACAUGUCUUUUUGCGUCUUUUCCACUUUCUACUGAGCUGCAUCUACUGAAAAACCAGAAAGUUGGUGAUGACAAAUGCACCAUGCAAAUGUUUUUUAUGCAAAAUAAACUGUAAAUCCAAGUGGCCAGAGGGGCGCGUUUGCACUGUACCAUAGAAUCAUACUUCUCUUGCAGGCUUAUCCUAGCUUUAAGGUCUUUAUUAUAAGCUCCUACAACCUGUGUUUGGAAGUCAUGUACUGCAUAUGAGUUGUACAUUCAAGUUUUUGGAACUUUAUUUUUAGAAAUCAAGUCGCACACAGGAACUAUUUACUGCAGCAGCGUGAUUAAUAGGAAGUGUGUUUUGCCCAUUGAGCACGUUAUUGACUUGUGUUAUCAAUGACCUACGAAAAAUGUCGAAGCCUGGAAAUAUUUUAGCUUAAAUGGACCUUUUUUCACGGCAACCAUUUUGACUUGGAAUAGUAGGGUGAACACGGGUGUUUCAAAUGAUACUAACUCGGGUCCCAUUCCAUCCAGGUCAAACAGAGUUAGGGUGCUGCUGUGGUGCACAUGAAAGUCUCUGCUGCAAUAAAUGGAACAGGACCUUAAUUAGUGUCAUUGGAAACGCCUGAGCUGACCCUACUACUUUGUGUCGAAACGGCUGCUGUGAAAAAGCUCUGUUGUCACAGAGAAAGCCAACCAAAAGCAUACUGUACAGUAAGAAUAAUAACCAUCAAAAUGGCUUCUACCAGUCCUGGUUUUAAGACAUCAUGUCAGCAACUCAGGAGUCAUAUGUUCUUUUUUUUGUCCAACACAGAACCUGUUUAGCUAUUUAUAUGGAAGAUUAGAACAGGGCGGAAGGAGAUGAUAACUUGGCUGAUCCAAACACACUGCCUUUACAAGCCAUAUCUAAACCCGUUGAACUUACAGACUCAUCUGCGCUCACCACACAAAGCUGCUCCCAUCAUUUCAGCACCAUUUUUAUCCUGCAGAUGUACAACAAGUCCAUGUUUUCUACAGGGAGAGAAAGUAAGAGCUCGUUGCAGUUUCAACACUUAACGUAAAAUGUGACAGCGCAUCAUUGUUAUGCCCAGUGGAUAUGAAAUACUACAAUAUGUAAACAGAACUCCGCCUGUGGCUGUAAGACACCAGAUGUUAGCCUUUAAAAGAUUUUUUUAAAGAAUUUCUGAACGUUUCCUUUUCUAAACAUCUACAAGCUUGUUCUUCUCCCCAGUGAAUUGGCACAUGUUGGACUGGAAUUAUAGUGUGGUGCAUCGGUUAUUCGGGGGCUGUAACCACUGAAGUCUUUCUUUGUGGAUAGCAUUGUUUUAAUUUCUAACCCCUUGUGAUAUUUUGUUUUUCCCCCUCCUACAUGGCUGUUUACCCCUCUUUUUGAUCCAGGUCUUCCAUUUCAAAUCGAAAAAGUGCUACUGCUGUGUUUUUAGCACAGUUAUUUAGUAAAAGAUGUAAUUUUGUGAAUUAUUAAAAAAAAUAUUUAUCAAAACUACACCCUUCCGGGAUGCACUCUGACACUUUGCAUGUUUAUCACCAACUCUAAAUGCUGUCGAGACAUGUUUGUACAAAGGAAAAUGUUGGUUCAUGUCAAUAUAAUGGACUGUGUUCAUCUGGCUAUUUAUUCCAAGGUAUUUGGGGGAACUGAAAAAAAAAGUCUUUAAAAUAUUUUUCAUUACUCACAUCAGCUAUCAUUAAUACAGUUAAAUGUAGCAGUUUAUGGUUGCAGGUUUUCGGUAUGUUGAGUUACUGCCUAUAGAGGACUACGAAACUGUACAUCCUUUUUUUCAACAUAGAAAAUCAAUUUCAUUGUCUUUUUUUUCCCAUUUUACCUGGCCUUAAAAAUGUAACAUAAUUACUUUAUAUGAUCAAGUGUGUGGCUUAGAACAAAAAGUCUAUUUAGGGGGGCUUUCUCUGUUUCCAUAAAACGAGGAUAUUCUUAUCUCAGGUCAAAGGAAAAUGUGACUGGAAACAAAAGUUAUUUGGCACUAUCAGUGCACUGUAUGCUGCAUGUUGUGUAUAGUCUUAGUGUCAUUCUGCACAGUUCAUAUUCCUUUGCUAAGACAUUGUCAUGCAUAUUACUGUAACUGUCCCGUUUCUUUGUUCUUUAAGCUACAAGCACCAAAGCUUAAAUUUUGCGUCAGCAUCAUUAAAUUAGCAUGUGUUUAAACUGGAAUGCGUUUGCAGCAUGAGAUACUGAAAAACUUUCCAAUCUUGAAUGCUGGCCUGACAGUUCAAUCAUAAGUAAUAGUUGGACCUAAACACUUGCCCCCAAUUAGCCAAUAUCGAGACACAAAUCAACACCCAAAAUUUGGUGAAGCCGGCCCUCAUUAAACUGUCAACUAAAAUGUGAAUCGCCUAGUCUUAAUCGACUGUGAAUAUACGCCUCCAGUGACAAGUGCACUCUUGGCUUCACUACACCUAACACCAUUAUUCAGUGAAUGAGAGCCAAAUAAAAGGAGAAGAGUCUUUGUGGGCUAAACUAAACAGAACAAACACGUUUUAUUGACUAUAUUGAUGAUCUAUGUCCGUUUUCAAAAUUACCUCACGUGUCAGGACAAUGUGAUGCAAAAACUUUUUUAAAUAAGCAGUUCUAAUAUAGUCAUUCUAUUUUCCACUUUCCUGGGGUUAACAAUGAAGCAAUAUGUUUCUGAAUAGUGAUUAUGCAAUGCCGAACUACAAAAUAAAAUAUAUUAUGAGCC